Molecule: messenger RNA, 905 nt
Organism: Aedes aegypti (yellow fever mosquito)
Lineage: Eukaryota; Metazoa; Arthropoda; Insecta; Diptera; Culicidae
Product: endocuticle structural glycoprotein ABD-4
Exons: 3
Coding region: 139-540 (133 amino acids)
Cellular component (GO): chitin-based extracellular matrix
Molecular function (GO): structural constituent of chitin-based larval cuticle
Source: RefSeq, a predicted model, not a curated record
GGCAAAGUUCUAUUCUCACCGUAGAUUUCACUAUCAUCUGGUAUUGGGAAGAGUGCUGGCUCAAGUGUUCUAUCCGGCGAUAAGUGUGGAGUGUGCUUGUUUUUUUCGGAAGCAGCGUUCGAACAGUACUAAACCAAAAUGAAAAUUGAAUUACUAUUACUAACGGCGUGUCUGGCCAUCGCACUAGCAGCACCACAGCGAACAGAGGCUGAAGCCGAAAUCGUCUCUCAAGAUAGCAACAUUGAUCCAGAUGGUUCUUAUCAGUACAGCUACGAAACGGCCAACGGAAUUCGCGGUCAGGAGCAGGGAACUCUCAAACGUGCCAGCAGUCCGGACACCAGCGAUGUCAUUAUAGCGCAGGGUUCAAUCACCUACACCGCCCCAGAUGGACAAGUGAUCACGCUGAACUACUCUGCCGACGAUGAGGGUGGAUUCCAACCGCAGGGAGAUCAUCUGCCAACUCCACCACCGAUCCCUCCGCAGAUUCAGAAGGCCUUGGACUAUCUGGCCAGUCUACCACCGGUGACUCGACGGCGUUAAAACUUUCACUCUGACUGCCGGAUGACAACUACUAGUGCUGCUGAUGUUGCUGGAGGAUUUCCACCGGAAAGUGCAGCACGCGACCAAUACUCAAUUUGAUAAGUCUCUUAUGUUACGUUUGUUUCCGUUGUGAAAUGUGCAAAGGGAUAAGGGCAGCCCAUGUAGCGCCUUUAUUUCGAUAGCUUUAUUUUUGUACAUUUGCUUAAGGCAUAGAUCUAGUGCCGUUGAAGUUGAUUAGAGAAAAAUGGAAUUUCGUGUUCAAGUGCUUCUACCAUCCAUCGAGUUUAUCAAUUGUUUGAAGCAAGAGUACCUACUGCUAUGUUAACAAAGUUCAAAGGCGUUAAUAAAAUCGCAUGUGAAAAACA